This is a messenger RNA of Cicer arietinum (chickpea), 1385 nucleotides long. RefSeq lists its product as uncharacterized. The record is from RefSeq and is a predicted model, not a curated record. Lineage: Eukaryota; Viridiplantae; Streptophyta; Magnoliopsida; Fabales; Fabaceae. Gene Ontology annotation, molecular function: protein binding.
ACGUAAAAUAAUAAGAAUGCAUAGUGCUAGAGCUUUUUUUGCAACGAUAUUACUAGUACUAUCAUUUGGAGUUAACUCAUGCCCUCCUUCUGAAUGGGCAUCACUCAUGUCCAUCAAAUCAUCUCUCAACGAACCCAACUUCGGUAUCUUCCAUUCAUGGAGAGGCACCAACUGUUGUUACAGUUGGUACGGCAUCACCUGCGACCCCACCACACGUAGUGUCGCCCAAAUUACUCUCCCCGGCCUCACCGUAGGCGACAAUCACCGCCGCUUAAAAACAUCCAAAACUGGAUACAUGACUGGACACAUCUCCUCAUCAAUUUGCAACCUCACACAACUCUCCAGCAUUACCAUCUCAGACUGGAAGGGCAUUUCGGGAAAUAUACCUGAAUGCAUCACAACCCUCCGUUUUCUCCAAAUCUUAGAUCUCUCCGGAAACUUUAUCACCGGUAAGAUUCCCUACAACAUAGGGAGCCUCACCGAGCUUACUGUGCUCAACCUCGCAGACAAUCACAUCUCAGGAAAUAUCCCAACGACGGUUAUAAACCUCAACAACUUAAUGCAACUGGAUCUUCGCCAUAACGCAAUAGAGGGCCCCAUUCCCGGAAACAUCGGCCGCCUUAAAAGACUGAACCGGGUUUUCCUAAGUCACAACCGGAUAAACGGUCGAAUUCCACGGUCGAUUUCAAAUAUUUACGGUUUGACUGACGUGGACCUGUCGUUGAACCGUUUAUCCGGUUCGAUUCCGUUUUCGUUGGGUCAAAUGCCGGUUCUGGAUUAUUUGAAUCUGAGGUAUAACAAUUUCACGGGGAGGAUUCCGAAGAGUUUAUUGGCUUCAAGAAUGAGUCAUUUGGAUUUAAGUAGAAAUGGUUUGAGGGGAAAUAUACCGGAUGUGUUUAGUGAAAUUUCGUAUUUUAUAAACCUUGAUUUGUCACGAAAUAAUUUGAUUGGUUUAAUUCCUAAGUCUAUGGUGUUAGCAACUUAUAUUGGCCACGUGGAUUUUAGUCAUAACCGUCUUUUUGGGAGGAUUCCGGCUGCUACUUCUUUAAGCCAUCUUCAGCCGGCUUCGUUUCAACAUAAUGCACGCCUUUGUGGCAAGCCGCUUAAGCCCUGCACUCAUGGUGGUAUAUAUAAGCGUGAAUAAACGGGUUGGAUUUGGAUAACCCAUAUUAUUAUUGCGUGUUUCAAGAAAGAGAAGUUUCCUUUCAGUUCAGCUUUCUCUCCUUUGCUCGUGUGUCUUUCAAGUUUCAAACAUACAAUAUUAUCAUUGGAUAGAGGAUUUUUUAUUUAUUAUAUACUGAAAUGUUUUAUGAAGAUAACAAGUGAUUAUUAACAUGUAUACUAAAACACGACUUUAUAACUUGAUUUAAAGUAAAUAUUUGAUA